GCGCACAGAGCUGAACAUCCAGUGGUCCAAUAAUAAUCUUUUUCCUCUGACUGGGCACGCGCGCUCUCUCUCUGCGUCUGUGUGUGUGUGUGUGUGUGCGCGCGCGCAGCCGCAGCAGCUCGCGAACUCAGCGCGAACCAGCUGUGACACACACUUGUCGCGAAGAAGACUUUUCGGAGAGUUUGAGAGAAACAAAGUGAAGACGCGGUGAUGUUUCCUCCACGCAGGGGUCACUGAGAGACUUUCAGGAUGAACUCCGCUGUCACAGCAGUGGUCCUCGGAGUGCUGGUUGGGACUCUGGCCAAAAAGGACGAGUGUUUUUCAGGCCAGUUUACAACCAGAGGGGAAUGCUGCAGGCAGUGUCAGCCCGGGGAGGGAGUCGUCAGAGCGUGUGGAGUCAACCAGACUGAGUGUGCGCCCUGCCUCGACAGUGAAACUUUCUCAGAAAACCUCAGUCACACAGAGAAAUGUAAGACCUGCACACAGUGCACAGGUCUCCUCCGCAUGGCAACGCCGUGCACGGACUCCAAUGACGCUGUCUGUGUGUGCAACUACGGCUACUACCAGAACGAACUGUCUCAGCAGUGUGAACCCUGCACCAAAUGUCCUGAGGGCCAGGGGAUGUUGUUCAGCUGCGAGCUGGAUCAUGACACUGUGUGCGAGGUGUGCACUGUGGACACGUAUUCAGACCAGGAAAGUUUUCAUGAGCCCUGCAUCCCUUGCACCACCUGUGAUGAUGAUGAGCUACUGCAGGCCUGUACGUCUGUCAUCGAUACAGUUUGUAAAGUUCAAUACCUAUCAGUGUCUCCAACCCCCUUCAUGAACGAAGGCGGUGAAGAUGAACUCUUUCCAUCAGAGGAGCCUCCACCAGAUAUCCUUACAGAGAGAACCACCACCACCACCAGUGGUGACUCCCAGGAGCGGAUCUACCAGGGUCUGAACGACAAACUCAUCCCCAUCUAUUGCUCCAUCCUGGCUGCUGUCGUGGUCGGCCUUGUGGCUUUCAUCAUUUUCAAGAGGUGGAACAGCUGUAAGCAGAAUAAACAGGGGGCCAACAACUGCACAGCCAACCAGAACCAGACUCCAUCACCUGAGGGGGAGAAGCUGCACAGCGACAGUGGCAUUUCUGUGGACAGCCAGAGUCUGCAGGAGCAGCAGGGCCAGACUCAGGCCCACACAGUUGUCACCAUGGAUGAAGAGCCUUGUCUGCUCCUUCCACUUCACACCAGGGAGAAAGUGGAGCAGCUUCUGUUCCGGGGCAGUGAAGGGGACAACUGUGAUCACAUGGACGACAGUGACUGGUGCAACCUCGCGGGCCUCCUGGGAUACGAGGAGGAGCGGAUCGCUACCUUCCAAAAGGAGGAUCAUCCUGUCCGUGCCCUCCUGUCUGACUGGGCGAGCAAGGACUGUGCCAGCAUUGACGCGCUGUGCACAGCACUGCGCAAGAUCAACCGUGACGACGUCGCCCAGAGUCUAGUGCUCAGUCCAAGCACAGUGAAGCCAACAGCCACCUCUGUGGUGUGAGUGAAGGUCAUCAGAGAGUGCCUCAAACAUAACCUUUAUAUUGAUCUGGUCUAUCGGCCGCCCUCACUCCACAUAAUUCAUGCUAAGCUGCUUUAAGCUAUUCCCUCAUGAAGUCAGCAGACACAGUGAAUCACUUUAUGUUUAAUUAAGGGUUAUAAUGCCAGAGUCAAGUCAAGGCAGAGACAAUCAUUCUACUGUCAGGAUGUGCCUGUAAUCAACCAUUCUGACAUUUGUUCUUUUUAAAUCCACACAGUGUAAAGAAAGGUGUGGAUAAGGGUUUCCAGUAAUCAUUCUUUUGUGAGCCUGGAAUAUCCUUGUGCCUCCAUGCAGCCUUUGACAGCUGACCAUUUCCUCAGACUUUUGCAACCGUGAAAUAGCAGCUUCCUGAUCCUCUACAUCUUCAAUCAAUAAUAAUAGUUACUUAGCCAGUUACUUAUAACGUAUAUGAUAAGCCAGUGAUGUACGACCUUGCAAACAUAUAACACUGCUAACCAAAGAGGAGUAAACAUCUCCAGACCGCACGCCAUUACUGACAUACCAUGUUAGCACACCACACAGUAUGUGGAUCAUUGUAAAUAUGACAAUUUGGGGAAAGAUGUUUGGAUGCAUUUCAAGUCUGUUCGGUUUCAGACAUGUGGAAUUAAUCUCACCUUUGAUUUAAAUGAUUUCUAAUAGCGAAGACUUUUCUCGUUUUUGCCUGCCACGUUCCAACCACGUGGUCUGUGCUGCAGGACACUGAUUGAAGCAACAUGAGAAUCCAGACUAUGUGCUCAGGCCUGUCUACGCAACACAGGAGCCAAGUCAU
Solea senegalensis (Senegalese sole) is the source of this 2329-nucleotide messenger RNA. RefSeq names its product nerve growth factor receptor b (gene ngfrb). Gene Ontology annotation, biological process: Rho protein signal transduction. Gene Ontology annotation, molecular function: nerve growth factor binding; coreceptor activity; death receptor activity. The record is from RefSeq and is a predicted model, not a curated record. NCBI's taxonomy places the organism in Eukaryota, Metazoa, Chordata, Actinopteri, Pleuronectiformes, Soleidae. The coding region runs from base 250 to 1524 and encodes 424 amino acids. Gene Ontology annotation, cellular component: plasma membrane; cell surface. The transcript has 6 exons.